GUGAAGGCGGCGGGCCGGGGGGGGGAAGAUGCCGCUGGCGCAGCUGGCGGACCCGUGGCAGAAGAUGGCUGUGGAGAGCCCGUCCGACAGCGCGGAGGAUAAAUGAGGAGCUGAUUCUUAAUCCUGUCACAUUGAAUGGACAGCAAAUUAUGGAUGAACCUAUGGGAGAGGAGGAGAUUAAUCCACAAACUGAAGAAGGCAGUAUCAAAGAAAUUGCAAUCACACAUCAUGUGAAGGAAGGACAUGAAAAGGCAGAUCCUUCCCAAUUUGAACUUUUAAAAGUAUUAGGGCAGGGAUCAUUUGGAAAGGUUUUCUUAGUCAAAAAAAUCUCAGGCUCUGAUGCUAGACAGCUUUACGCCAUGAAAGUAUUGAAGAAGGCCACACUGAAAGUUCGAGACCGUGUUCGGACAAAAAUGGAGCGUGAUAUCUUGGUAGAAGUUAAUCAUCCUUUUAUUGUCAAGUUGCAUUAUGCUUUUCAAACUGAAGGGAAGUUGUAUCUUAUAUUGGAUUUUCUCAGGGGAGGAGAUUUGUUUACACGCUUAUCCAAAGAGGUGAUGUUCACAGAAGAAGAUGUCAAAUUCUACUUGGCUGAACUUGCGCUUGCUUUAGACCAUCUACAUAGCCUGGGAAUAAUAUAUAGAGACUUAAAACCAGAAAACAUACUUCUUGAUGAAGAAGGUCACAUCAAGUUAACAGAUUUUGGCCUAAGUAAGGAAUCUAUUGACCAUGAAAAGAAAGCAUAUUCUUUUUGUGGAACUGUGGAGUACAUGGCUCCAGAAGUAGUUAAUCGUCGAGGUCAUACUCAGAGUGCGGACUGGUGGUCUUUUGGUGUGUUAAUGUUUGAGAUGCUCACUGGUACACUACCUUUCCAAGGAAAAGAUCGAAAAGAAACAAUGACUAUGAUUCUUAAAGCCAAACUUGGGAUGCCACAGUUUUUGAGUCCUGAAGCCCAGAGUCUUUUACGAAUGCUUUUCAAACGAAAUCCUGCAAACAGAUUAGGCGCAGGACCAGAUGGAGUUGAAGAAAUUAAAAGACAUUCAUUUUUCUCAACAAUAGACUGGAAUAAACUGUAUAGAAGAGAAAUUCAUCCACCUUUUAAACCUGCAACUGGCAGGCCUGAAGAUACUUUCUAUUUUGAUCCUGAGUUUACUGCAAAAACUCCCAAAGACUCACCUGGCAUUCCACCUAGUGCUAACGCACAUCAGCUUUUUCGGGGGUUUAGUUUUGUUGCUAUUACCUCAGACGAUGAAAGCCAAGCUAUGCAGACGGUUGGCGUGCAUUCAAUUGUUCAGCAGCUGCACAGGAAUAGUAUUCAGUUUACUGAUGGAUAUGAAGUAAAAGAAGAUAUUGGGGUUGGCUCCUACUCUGUUUGCAAGAGAUGUAUACAUAAAGCCACGAACAUGGAAUUUGCAGUGAAGAUUAUUGAUAAAAGCAAGAGAGACCCUACAGAAGAAAUUGAAAUUCUUCUUCGUUAUGGACAACAUCCAAACAUUAUUACUCUAAAGGAUGUAUAUGAUGAUGGAAAAUAUGUGUAUGUAGUGACAGAACUUAUGAAAGGAGGUGAAUUGCUGGAUAAAAUUCUUAGACAGAAAUUUUUCUCUGAACGAGAGGCCAGUGCUGUCCUGUUUACUAUAACCAAAACUGUUGAAUAUCUUCAUGCACAAGGGGUGGUUCACAGAGACUUAAAACCUAGCAACAUUCUUUAUGUGGAUGAAUCUGGCAACCCAGAAUCUAUUCGAAUUUGUGAUUUUGGCUUUGCCAAACAGCUAAGAGCAGAAAAUGGUCUUCUCAUGACUCCGUGUUAUACUGCAAAUUUUGUUGCACCAGAGGUUUUAAAACGACAAGGCUAUGAUGCUGCUUGUGAUAUAUGGAGUCUUGGAGUCCUCCUCUAUACAAUGCUUACUGGUUACACUCCAUUUGCAAAUGGUCCUGAUGAUACACCAGAGGAAAUACUGGCACGGAUAGGCAGUGGGAAAUUCUCACUGAGUGGUGGCUACUGGAAUUCUGUUUCAGACACAGCAAAGGACCUGGUGUCAAAGAUGCUUCAUGUGGACCCUCAUCAGAGACUGACCGCUGCCCUUGUGCUCAGACAUCCCUGGAUCGUCCACUGGGACCAACUGCCACAAUACCAACUCAACAGACAGGACGCACCACACCUAGUCAAGGGUGCCAUGGCAGCUACAUAUUCUGCUUUAAACCGUAAUCAGUCACCAGUUUUGGAACCAGUAGGCCGCUCUACUCUUGCUCAGCGGAGAGGUAUUAAAAAAAUCACCUCCACAGCCCUGUGAAGUGACCUCAGUGAGAGAUUUGGUACCAUGGUGUAAGCUGAUAGCACAAGUUCUGGCGACAGGUAGCACAUAUCUGAGAGACACCUGCAAGCACACACUGUCCCAGCUGGUACCCACAAUGCUGCUGCUCCUGCUGCUGCUCCCGCUUUCGUCUCUUCUCGCUUUAAAUGAUCGUUAGCAAGUUAGAUUUUCCUGGAGCUUCGGAUGAAAUGAAAAUGGAAACAUGAUGAAGAUAUAUUCACUGAAUCAACAAGAAGAAUAAUGAAUAUACGAAUACCACCUAAAAAUACACUGAAUAAAGUACUCUACACCACAUAGCAUUAUUUUUAUAGGAAAUAUUUCAUGUCCCUUAAAUAUUCUUUGUUAGUUAUAGGGAUGGACAGUUUAUGUUAAGCACUUAGCUUAAACAAUCCGUUUAUAUUAGCACUGUAUCCCUUGUGCCAUCCAACAUUUUGUAUGUUUUUGUAAACAGUUCAUAUACAGUACAUUUAUGUACUGCUUUCUUUAAUGUAUACAUGCCUUGUUUAACUUGGAAUCUAUUAUUAAUCAAUUGACUAUUAAAUCUGGUUAAAUAGUUCACCUGGAUUAACAGUAUUGUUGGACAGCCCUAAAAAUGGCCAGAUUGUAGAACAGCUGUUGAAUGUAAUACUUCCAAAAUGUACAUAUCUUUCCCCAUGUCUGUUUCACUGGUUUGUUCAUUUGUUUAUUUCUUAAAGUCAGGUGCUCUGUCAGGCUAACCUAGAGAGCUGUUGUGGUAGGGAAAGUUAUCAUGUGUGUGCGGCAUGACACAGGAGUACACCUGUGAAGUUAGUCCGUAUACUUUGCAACUCCUUAGGAUCUUUUUUUCCUUAAUUAAGGAAGUGGCCCUUGCACUUUUAAUCUUAAAUUGGCAUAAGCUUGGGAUUUUCCCAAUAUACAUCAAAGGCCUUUAAGAGGCAUGGUGAAGAGAUUGGCAAAGGAAAAUUCAGCAACAAGUCAUUUAUGUCCCAUUGGAUAGCUCAUGGUUAAAUAGAUCAAAUUGCUGAAUUUAGCACAUGAAUAACAGGAUACUUGUUCUUGUAUACCUGCAAGAAAAGUAUGCUUUUUUGGAAAAUCGUAAUGAAUAAUGAAUCAUAAUGAAUUCUAUCCCAUUAAGAUGCUCUAUAUUAAACACUAAUUUGAAUGUAAUAAAGGCCACGAGCCUCCAUAUGAAAUUGGACUUAAACUUUCUUAUUCUAGGGAAUAAAACAUUCUUGAUCAAACGGUAUCUGUUCUAACCUGAAAUCAUAGCUAAGGUAGGCUAAGUGAAUGUUCAGCAUUGAGUGUUUUCUGAAUUCCUCCUGAUAAUUUAUAGCCAUGUAAUGCUUUCAUUAACUUCAGAAAUGAUCCAUUUUCAUAAUGGUCACUGGGUCUGCUUAGACUAGAGUGUUCAUUAUUUACAUCUAAUUUGGUAGUUCCCACAAUUUAAUUUUAAAAACGUAUGUAUCCAUAAUAAUUAUUCCAUAAAAAUACCUGUUUUUUGCCAAGCUACCUAGCAUACGUCACUAUGUAAUAUGGAAAACAUAUGAGCAAGGAAAAGGUGAUUUAACUUAUCUCAUCAUAAAUGUGCCUAAACAAAUCUUUCUUAGUCAUGUACUUAAGCCAUUUACAUGAGAAAUCUUUUUUCCUGCCAGAAGCUUUAAAUCUUCCCCUGAGAGUACAAAGCCAAGAAAGCAAGGUUUAUCUAAAUGUCUUGGAAACCACUUGUUAUUUCUUAAUUUCUCUUCUGGGCAAUUAAAGAGAAAGAGAAAAUCCAUAACAUGCCUUUUGUGCAAGUGACACAAAAUGAUUAUUGCAUAGAAAUCAAAUAUAAGUUUAUCUUCUAGACAAAAAAUGUUUAUAGGAGGAGGGAUUUCAGAAGAUCUAGAUGGAGAAAGUUUUUAAAUAUUCUUGAGUAUAGGGAUGCUAACUACUACAAGCUGCUUUCCAUUGCCUGGAAAGAAAGCUUUUUUUUUCCCCCCUCUUUUCCAUCUAUUCAGUGUUUCUAACCAUGGUCAUCCCAAAUUCUUGUUACUUUUAAAAUGUUAAUAUAACUAUAAGCAGAAAAAAAGAUAUAUUUUCAAAAUUUUGACACUGACGCUAUCCCUUCAGUGCUUAGGUGUGUUGUCCAUCAUAGUCUUUUAGAACCAGAAGUAAAUAUGUAAAUCCUUAUAGAUUAUCUAGUGUAACACUCUCAUGUUGCAUGUAAUGAACCUGAGACCCAAAGCAAAGACUAGAAUCCUUAACUUCCCAUUCAGUUUUUUCCCUUCCUCACACCGUGCUGCCUUCCCCUCGUAUUAUUACUCGAUAAUGAGCUGAGUUGCUCAAAAACUACAUGUCUUGGGGCAGUCCUCUGCUGGUAUAUGAAUGCCAAGUUUAUUGCUUUCAAAGAUACUGCCUUUGUCCUAGUCCACCUGCCAGUUUUACUGGAGAAGAACAAGUUAUAUGUUCACAAAACUGAAGGCUUUCUGCUGAAAAGGCAGUCCGGGAGUAUAAUUUAUUUCAUCUGUGGUUCUGGUGUUCCUAUUGCUUUGACUUAGAGCAGACAGGCUCAGCCAACAGUAUGCUCUAAAAUGUAGUGCUUUUGCUGGGUUAAUCUUUCCAUUAAUUUCCCCAAGUCCAGUAGUUGCAGUAGUGAGGUCCUUUACCAGUUAGUGCUGCUGGUUACCAGGGCCUCUUCCAGGAGAUUUUAGUCCACUCUGAAAGAUACUUCAAUAUGAAAGAAGGAACUAAACUAUCAGGCCACUUUUACAAACCUCUUUUUAGCUUAUAAUCCAAAAUAAUAUUCAGACUGGUAGACUGAAUUUAACAUUGCCAAGCACAUACAGGAAAAUACGGAUUACACUACCAUGUGUUUUGUAUCUUCCCUUUCAAGUGAUGAUGCUAAAUUAAGGUAAGUUUUUUGUCCUUUUAAGUUUUUAUAUAAGUCAUUUCAGCUCCUUCUAAUUUAUAGAGAUGUCUUCUUUCUAAGUAAGAUCAACCCUUAACAGAUUUGAUGUAGAUUUCAUUUAUUCACAAGCAGCCCGAAAAGUCCAAGAAUGUAAUAAUUUUGAAAAGGCACAGAGUCAAGAUGCUGUGAGGCUGACGUGUGGGAAAAGUCACUUAAUGAGUGUCUGGAGAGGGUGCGGGGUGUAUGCAGUGGAGAGUCCACAUUUCACACACAGCGGGCUGCAAGGAGUGGGCUUGGGCCAACCAUUUCCCAUCUGUUUUUAAGAAGUGAUUGCUGUUGGGGCCAGGGGACAUCAUGGGAGAUGGGGCUGGCCUGUUAGCUGUGCCCUGUGCCCUCAGCCCAGGAAAGGCAUUAUGAGUGGGCAGAACGGGCUGGAUAGGAAAGAGGCUGGGGUAGGUCCAGCCUAGGGUGAGAACAGAAAAACAUUCAGGGUUUGGGGGCUUGGUACAGAUGCGCAUCACCAUGAAAGCCAGCAAUACACAUUUCAACAUGUCUUUGAUUUUCUCUACUUCCUGGCCUUUAUAAAUGACCUAAAAUUUUUUCAGUUUGCUUUAUUAUAUUUUAUGCAGAAAAUUCUCUCUUAUGGUGGUAUUGAGCAUUUGAAAUUCAUGAAGGCAUUGGGACAGAUAUCUCAGGAACGUAAAGGGUCAGAAAAGGUCUGCUUUCUGUGAUUAACAAAUAACGCUGGAUCCCAUGGCUGACCUUGGUGCUUAAACCAGGAGGUUCCAAUCUGGUCCUAGAGUUCUGUCCCUCCGAAAGGUCCAACUCCAUGUAACUAACCAACUGGAUGCAUACUUUGAGCCUUAUUUAACUCACAGAGAAGUUGACUCAACUCAGCAUUUUUAUUUCAGUUAAUGAAAAGUCCUAUUUUCACCUCCAGAUUGCUUACAUUUUACUGGUCUCCCCAAGUGACCGUUGGUGGAGACCAUUUAAUGAAGGAAUGAAAUCUGCUUUCUUGGGACUGUGGUACUCUGCAGAGCCACGCUUAACCACUUUUUCUAGCGAAGAAUCUACAGAAUGAUAAUAACUAAAUAUGGAUGGCCGAGAAGAAUUUGUAUCUACAGUGCGCUUUAUGUAUUUUUGACACUGCUGUAUUCUGUGUGAUCGAGUGACUUGUAACUGGUUCCAAUGUGACUGAGUGUUCUCAAAGAAUUCUAGUAACUAAGUUGACUUCAUUUUCUUAAGCCUUCUUUACUAUCAGUCUCACAUUUACCACUUUGAUUCCAGUCUUUUAACUGUUCAUAACAGGGCAUACCAAGGGUUGGGAUGAGAGCCUACUUCCUACCUCUUAAGGCACUUUCCUCAUUAUUUUGCCAUAUAACCUUGAAGUGCAUGAUAAGCUGUUUAAAUGUCCAUGACUUCUCCCAGAGCAACUAACAAAGUAUAUGACAUUGAAUAGAGAUUAGUGGAACGGUAAAUUAGAGACUAGGUUCAGAGGUGCAAACCUCAAGAAAACCUCUUUAGAUCACAUACCAUAUAUAAACGUAUGUGAGAAGAGAGUCACUAUAAUAGUCCUAAGUAGAUUAGUCCAAUAUCUAAUGGAAGUGAAAAUCUUUACUCCUAUUAUCACUAUAGUACUGAAUGAACUGUAUACUGAGUUUUUCAAACAAGUACUUAAAGUAGAACUUUUAAAUACAAAGCAAGGGCAUAAGGAUAAAGGGUUUGGUUUGUGUUUCUCUAAGUGUAGUUUACCAUCUAAGGCUUUGUUUUUCAAUUUUUAAAAAAAAUCUUCAAGGUAUUGCCAUUCCUUAGCAUCCUUAAUAAUUGUGGGUGAUGAGUUUUUUACUCUUCAAAUUAUGUCCAUGUAUUAUGUUUAUCUUAACUCUGACCCUAAGCAAAAGGGAAGGUAUACACCUAAGGGAUGUAAUUAUUUUGCAUUUUUGGCCAUGGGUGGGAGAGGGGUGGGUAUCUACUUAAACAGUUUUUAAAAAAGAAAAAAAAUCACAAAUAUUUUUCUACUAUGAUAUAUGAUCUUACUUUAUACUAGUUUCUCUCUAGUAAGGCAUGCCAGAAGCCCAAGGCACCAUAUCAUGAGUUCAUACGUAUUGUACCUUUUAUUGGUGGUUAAAUCGCAUCAGAUGCUUGGCACUGCUGCCAUAAUUAUGAAAUGCUUGUAAAGGAUUAAAUAUCAUUGAAUACUUUAAAUUGUUUUACUUCAGAGUCUAAUCUGGGCAGUUUUCAAAUCAUACUAUUAAUGUGUAAUCUAAGCUCUUUCAGAUGUAUCCAUGAAUAAUCCUGGAACAAAAUUGCUUGUAUUCCUGUCACAGAACAGGUUUUGUAAUCUUUAAAAGAAAUGAAAAUUUAUAUAAUAAAGUUUCAAAUAAACGCA
Camelus dromedarius (Arabian camel) is the source of this 7564-nucleotide messenger RNA. RefSeq names its product ribosomal protein S6 kinase A3 (gene RPS6KA3). Gene Ontology annotation, biological process: peptidyl-serine phosphorylation; intracellular signal transduction. The transcript has 23 exons. The record is from RefSeq and is a predicted model, not a curated record. The coding region runs from base 150 to 2288 and encodes 712 amino acids. Gene Ontology annotation, molecular function: magnesium ion binding; protein serine/threonine kinase activity; ATP binding. Lineage: Eukaryota; Metazoa; Chordata; Mammalia; Artiodactyla; Camelidae.